This is a messenger RNA of Nerophis lumbriciformis (worm pipefish), 1347 nucleotides long. RefSeq names its product metaxin-1. Gene Ontology annotation, cellular component: cytoplasm; SAM complex. Lineage: Eukaryota; Metazoa; Chordata; Actinopteri; Syngnathiformes; Syngnathidae. The record is from RefSeq and is a predicted model, not a curated record. Gene Ontology annotation, biological process: mitochondrion organization.
CGGAAAUGCUUGUUGGAUUUUCCGGUUGAAGGAAAACAAAUGGCGGCGCCCGACGAGUUGUUUUGCUGGGAAGGAGACUGGGGUCUGCCGUCCGUCAGCACCGAGUGUCUGGUGGUUCUGGCGUACGCUCAGUUCGCCGGCGCUCCUCUCAAAGUUCAAAAGGUGUCCAACCCAUGGAGGAGUCCAGGCGGUUCCAUUCCUGCCUUGAGGACCACUCAGAAGGAGAUCCUGUCCAGACCCUCUGACAUCAUCAUCCACUUGAGGAAACAGAAAUACAACGCGGACUACGACCUGUCAGCGAAAGAGGGCGCCGACAGCCUGGCGUUCAUCUCGCUGCUGGAGGAGAAGCUAGUGCCGGCGGUGCUGUACGCCCAUUGGGUGGAGCCAAAGAACUACGUGGAAGUGACUCGCCGCUGGUACGCCGAGCACAUGCCCUUCCCGCUCUGCUUGUUCCUGCCGGGGCGCAUGCAGCGCCACCAACUGGACAAACUGCGCCUGCUGCGGGGAGACGACAGCUUGGAGGCCAACGAGGAGCUGGAGAAGGAGUUGUUCCGCGAUGCUGUUGACUGCAUGAACCUCCUGGCACAGAGACUUGGCCAGCACAAGUUCUUCUUUGGAGACUCGCCGUCGUCCCUUGACGCCUUCGUCUUCGGCUCGUUGGCGCCCAUCUUCAAGUGCAAGCUCCCCAACAACAAGCUGCAGGAGCACCUGAAGUCUCUGGACAACCUGAGCAACUUCUGCGCCAACAUUCUGCUGAUCUACUUCCCCCACAACUCCAGUCAGAGGAUGUCCGGUCCGGCUGAGACUAAAGACCACGAGCAUGUGCCGAACAAGCGCAGGAAGCAGUUCCUGUCACUGCUGGUGGCUCUGGGCGCCAUGUUGUCCUACGCCGUGCUGAGUGGCAUGGUGGCCAUCCAACAGCGAGGGGCGCUAGAAGAGCCUCUGCACUCUCACGACGACGACGACGACGACGAUGACGACGAAGUCGACUGAGGUCCAUCAGUCCCAGCUUCGUGUUGUCUUUGAGGAAGUGGACUCCAUCUCAGCUCUUGGCCACACCCCCUCAGGGCCCCAGCAGUCGUCCUGAGCGUCUGGACACCAGCUGCACAUGACGUCUCUGCUGAGGAAUGCUGCGCUUUAACGAGCUGAUCUGGAAGCAGUUUGUGGAGCGUAAGCAGGUCACAAAAUGUAAUGUUGGGGCUGCGUUACCAUGACAACAAACAAGCCCUUUCUACAUCAUGUUAGACAUUGAUAAUUCCAUUCCUACACUGUCGAAAUAUAAACAUAAAAACGUGCCAUGGUGGAAUAAAAAUGUCAGUUAUAAAUAAACUACCCUUGAUGACGUCA